AUGGCCACGGAAAAACCAGUUUCCAAAGUCAUAUUAACGUCUUCUGACAAUGAAUCGUUUGAGGUGGACCGGGAUGUUAUCAAACUUUCGACAACAAUAGAUACUAUGCUUCAAGACUUGGGCAUGACUGGUGAAAAUGGUGAAGUUGAGCUAGGUGAGGCUGUUCCCUUACAAAAUGUUAAUGGGAAUAUUUUGAAGAAGGUAAUCCAGUGGUGCACUUAUCAUAAGGAUGACCCAGUACCACCUGAAGACUCAGAUCAGAAAGAAAAGCGAACAGAUGAUAUCCCUUCGUGGGACGUUGAGUUUUUGAAGGUCGAUCAGGGGACUCUUUUCGAGCUGAUUCUGGCGGCGAAUUAUUUGGAUAUUAAGGGGCUCUUAGACGUCACCUGUAAGACAGUAGCGAAUAUGAUAAAGGGGAAGUCGCCUGAAGAGAUUCGGAGGACAUUUAAUAUCAAAAAUGAUUUUACCCAGGAAGAAGAGGAGCAGAUACGCAAAGAAAAUGCCUGGUGCGAGGACUAA
Messenger RNA from Enterobius vermicularis (human pinworm), 519 nucleotides. NCBI's taxonomy places the organism in Eukaryota, Metazoa, Nematoda, Chromadorea, Rhabditida, Oxyuridae. The record is from the annotation of a GenBank genome assembly.